This is a messenger RNA of Heterotrigona itama, 3151 nucleotides long. The record is from the annotation of a GenBank genome assembly. Lineage: Eukaryota; Metazoa; Arthropoda; Insecta; Hymenoptera; Apidae.
AUUUUAAACAAAGUUAUAAUAGAAAAUAACAAUUUUCGUAUAAUGAAUUAGUCAUGAAUAAAUAAAAUUACAAUUGUAAUAUUACAAUGCAUGUUAUUAGGAAAAAUUAUUUUAAUGUAUUGUAUUUUGCAGAAAGUUAACUGAUUUUCGUACGUGUUAACCGUGAAAAAUAAAUGUCAUGGCUGUGUCUUUGAUUGUAAACUCAUUGACAAAAAUUUAUUCGACUAAAAUUCACAUUGGUAUUUGCAAGAAUUUACUGAAAACUGAGGCUGGUAAGCGCUUACAAUUUAUUUGCGUAUCAGCAUUUUCGACUGUGAAAGUGCUAAAUCCUACAAAAGAGGAACAAACGAAAAAUCAAAAUACAAUGGAAAAAUUACAAUAUUCUGAAACAUACCGCGAUGAAACCAUCGUCGAUAAUUAUCAUGGUGUCGAGAUUCAAGAUCCAUAUAGAUGGUUAGAAGAUCCAGAUUCUGAAAAGACUAAAGCAUUUGUCGAUGCUCAAAAUGCUGUUACCACACCAUAUUUGGCUUCAUGCAAAGCACGUCAAGAUAUUCAUGAUCGAUUAAAACAAUUGUGGGACUUUCCAAAAUACUCAUGCCCUGCUAGAUACGGGAAUAAAUAUUAUUUUUACAAGAAUACUGGCUUGCAAAACCAAAGUGUUUUGUAUGUACAAGAUACAUUGGAUAGUGAACCUAGAGUAUUCUUAGAUCCAAAUACUCUAUCAGAAGAUGGUACCAUUGCAAUUACUAGCAGUAAAUUUAGUGAAGAUGGUAGCAUAUUUGCAUAUGGUUUAUCUAGUAGUGGAUCUGAUUGGUGUACAAUUCAUUUUAUGAAUACAGAAACUGGUGAAAAAUAUCCAGAAAUUUUGGAAAAAGUAAAGUUUUCUCCAAUAACAUGGACUCAUGACAAUCGUGGAAUCUUUUAUGGUUGUUACCCAGAGCAGAAAGGUAAAACUGAUGGUUCAGAAACAGAAGGUAAUCGAGAUCAAAAGCUGUGCUAUCAUAUUGUUGGUACAUCUCAGUCAGAAGAUAUCAUUGUAGUUGAAUUUCCUGAAGAACCUUUAUGGAGGAUAGGUGCACAAGUUUCUGAUUGUGGAAAAUGGUUAAUCGUCACACCUGUGAAGGAUUGUAGAGAUAAUCUAGUUUACUUUACGGAAUUAAAACCAGAGAUGAAAAUAAUGGAAAAGUUGCAUUUAACCCAAGUAGUUGAUAAACUUGAAGCUGAUUAUGAAUAUGUAACAAACGAUGAUACCAAGGCGAUAUUUCGGACAAAUAAAAACGCACCAAAUUACAAAUUGAUAGCUAUAGAUUUAUUGGACUAUAAGCAAGAAAAAUGGGUUGAUCUUCUACCAGAACAUCCUGAUAGUGUACUAGAUUGGGCAUGUGCCGUUGAUGGUGAUAAAUUCGUAGCUUGUUAUAUUGAAGAUGUUAAGAAUAUUUUACAAUUACACAGUUUAACAAACGGAGAAAAACUUAGAACAUUUCCGCUUGAUGUUGGUACAAUAGUCAAUUUUGCUGGGCAAAAAAAAUAUUCCGAAAUAUUUUAUCAAUUCAAAUCAUUUCUAAUUCCUGGUAUUAUAUACAAAGUUGAUUUAAAAAAUGAAGAGGAUCCACAAGUAUUACGAGAGAUUAAAGUAAAAAACUUUGAUCCAAGUUUAUACAAGACUAGUCAAAUAUUUUAUACAAGUAAAGAUGGUACAAAGAUUCCAAUGUUUAUAGUAAUGAAACACGAUGCAGUUUUGGAUGGUUCUAUGCCGGCUUUAUUGUAUGGUUACGGAGGCUUUAAUGUAAGCAUUCAACCGACGUUUAGCGUUACGAAGCUGGUUUUUGUUCAGCAUUUAAAUGGAGUACUUGCAGUAGCAAAUAUUCGUGGUGGCGGCGAAUAUGGAGAAAGAUGGCAUAAUGGCGGACGAUUUUUUAACAAACAAAAUGUAUUUGAUGAUUUCCAAGCUGCUGCCGAAUAUUUGAUUGAAAAAGGUUAUACUACUUCUUCGAAAUUAAGUAUUUUAGGUGCCAGUAAUGGAGGUUUGUUAAUUGCUGCGUGUAUAAAUCAAAGACCUGAUCUUUUUGGUGCUGCAAUUGCUCAAGUUGGAGUAAUGGAUAUGUUACGUUUCCAUAAAUUUACUAUUGGUGUCGCUUGGGUAUCUGAUUAUGGUAGCUCAGAUGAUCCGAAACAUUUUGAAAAUCUUUUAAAAUAUUCCCCGUUACAUAAUGUAAGAGUUCCAGAGAAAGAACAGUAUCCCGCAACAUUAUUACUAACUGCUGAUCACGAUGAUCGAGUGGUACCAUUGCAUAGUUUAAAACUUAUUGCUACUUUGCAACAUACGUUGGGAAAAUUACCGCACCAAAUCAAUCCUCUAUUAAUUAAAAUCGAGACUAAAGCCGGACAUGGUGGAGGAAAACCAACUAUGAAAGUGAUCGAAGAAAGUACUGACAUCUUGGCAUUUAUUGUAAAAUCAUUGAAUUUAGAAUUUAAAUUAUAACAUAUAUCAAGGAUAUUAACAUUAUAUUUGAUACUAUGUAUAGGUCUUUUAACAUAAUUCUGUCCAUGGAUCAGAUUCUUUGUAUUUUAUCUUCUUCUAAUUAUUGUGUUACGUUCGUAUUGAAAAUAUAUAUGCAUGUAAUGCAAUAUUAUUAACAUGUAUAUAGCAUGUUGAUACUGAGGAAAAAGUGGAAAAAUUAUUUUGUUCCUAACAGUAAUAUUGGACAGAAUUAAUUUGAAUACAUCUGAGAAUGUAAAUGUUAUAAAGUGGGAGGUGUUUUUACAUUAUUAUCGUACAUAUUACAAAAUGAUAUUUCGAAAUAUUCUAGAAUGCUUUUUAGCAAAUUAUUUUAUUACAAAAAUUUUUAUUGUAUGAAAUAAAAAAUUUAUGUAAUUUAACAUAACUUGUAUCUUCCAUGUAACAAAAUACAUAUUCCAAUUUACGUUAUUAUUUUCUAGGAACUAGUAAUAUUGAUCGAAUUAACGUGCGAGUUUUUUAAUUAAAUACUAAAUAACAAGAAUUUUAUUGAUAAAAUAUAUCAUUGGACUUUUGUAUUUUACAUAUAUUUAGCAUUAAAAAUUAAGAAAGAUAAUAUUAUAGAAUAUUUCAGUAUAUUUUUCUUUACAACAUUUGUUUAUAAAGUCUAUAAAGAAAACUAUAUAUAAAAUU